This is a messenger RNA of Carya illinoinensis, 1275 nucleotides long. RefSeq names its product extensin. Lineage: Eukaryota; Viridiplantae; Streptophyta; Magnoliopsida; Fagales; Juglandaceae. Bases 59 to 1054 code for a protein of 331 amino acids. The transcript is spliced from 3 exons. The record is from RefSeq and is a predicted model, not a curated record.
UCCAUUUUUUGAGUAGUUGGCUUCUGGCCUUUGAGUGGUGUAUAGUUUUUGGGAAGUCAUGGAAGCAAGCAGAGGUUACAUGAGAGCUCGGUUUCUACUUCUGUUUAUAACCAUGACAGCCAUUUUCUUAACUGAUUGUGAAGCAAGAAGAUCAGUGCAACAACUCAAACGUCCAAGACAUCCCAGAAGUUCAGUCCUCAAAACUACAAAGAAAAUGACAGUCACAGAGCACUUAGACAUUGAUCCAAUGCUGGAUUCAUCAAACGUCCAACCCUACAGUGUGAGUUCACCAUUUUCUUUACCACCAUUUGAGUCCCUAGGUCCAAUGCCCUUGCCUGACAAUGUUCCUCCAUACUGCAUUUAUCCACCCAAUACCCCCCUACCCCCCUCAACAUCCAUUCCAACCCCCAUAGGAUACACACCCUCAUCACCACCACCAACACCCUUUUACACUCUCCCACCAAUUCUCCCAAUCCAAAGCCCACCUCAAAGCCCAACGAACACGACUCCAGGCCCACCAGAAUUUAAUCCCACCCCGAACCCACCGGAGAUCGUUCCAAGCCCACCAAGCAUCGUAUCAGGCCCACCACAAGUUGGAAAUAGUCCUCCUAUCUAUGUUCCAAGCCCACCUGGGCCCACAUUGAGCCCGCCAAGUUACACCCCAACCCCACCUUCGUCCGUUCCAUCACCUUUCGGCUUUGUUCCGAGCCCACCGGUGUUUGAACCGCCUGUGUUGUACCCCCCACCGACUGGGCCACCACCUCCACACACUGCCCCAAGCACAGCCCUAUGGUGUGUGGCUAAGCCCACGGUGCCUGACCCAAUAAUUCAAGAAGCAAUGGACUAUGCUUGUUGGUCAGGAGCUGAUUGUGCUUCAAUUGAGCCGCAGGGGUCAUGCUUUCAACCCAACACUCUGUUUGCACACGCUUCCUAUGCUUUCAAUAGUUACUGGCAGAGGACGAAGGUUGCUGGUGGCACCUGCGAGUUCGGAGGCACAGCCAUGCUGGUCACUGUUGAUCCAAGUUAUGAUGGGUGCCAUUUUAUCUACUUUUAGUAUGGAGAAGGAAGAUGCACCUCUUGGCUCUUGAAGACUGGAAGACAGAUCAUCUCUUCCUUUUUUCUUCCCCCUAUAUAUUCCAAAAUUUUCUCAAACCAAUAAGCAUGUUAUAAGUAAGCUGCAGCCAUACAGGCAAUGGAUCAUAAUUUUUGUAAUUACUCCUAAUUAAUAAGGUUUUGAUAGGUGAGUCACAUAACAAUCCUUGGUUUUUCAAAUCA